Molecule: messenger RNA, 1197 nt
Organism: Pteropus alecto (black flying fox)
Lineage: Eukaryota; Metazoa; Chordata; Mammalia; Chiroptera; Pteropodidae
Product: quinone oxidoreductase-like protein 2
Exons: 10
Coding region: 23-1075 (350 amino acids)
Cellular component (GO): mitochondrion
Molecular function (GO): oxidoreductase activity
Source: RefSeq, a predicted model, not a curated record
GCUCGCGUCCUCCCGAGGGGCCAUGGCGGGGGUCGUCUGGAGGCAGUGCUUCCCUUGGGUGCGACUCUGCAGGAGGGCCUGGCUGGGCAACAUCCGCCACUACCGCGCCGCGCUGUGCACCGAAUUGAAGCAGCCUCUGGCCAUUGAGGAGGUCGCCCCUCGCCCUGUCCAGCCUCACGAGGUCAGAGUCGAUGUCCAUUUCUGUGGAGUUAACUUUGCUGAUAUUUUGGUCUGCCGUGGUCAGUAUCAGGAAAAGCACCAAGUUCCUUUCACACCUGGAAUGGAGUUUUCUGGGACCGUGUUGGAGACAGGCACAGAUGUCAGCACCGUGAAAGAGGGAGAUCGAGUUGUUGGUGUGAGUGGCUUUAAUUGUAUGGCCGAAGAACACAUCGCUGACCAGAAGGCACUGUGGCAGAUUCCAGAAAGGGUCUCCUUCCAAGAAGCUGCUGCCCUGCCUGUGUCUUACGGCACUGCUAUUUUGGCCCUGGAGCAUCGGGCAUGCACCCAACCUGGAGAAACCGUUUUGGUGACGGCGGCCGCCGGAGCCACAGGCCUUGCAGUGAUAGAUGUGGCAACAAAAGUUCUUCAGGCCAAGGUGGUAGCUGCAGCUGGAAGUGACGAGAAGUGUGAGCUGGCCAUGCAGAGGGGCGCACAGGCCAGCGUGAACUACAGCCGGGGAGGCCUGAGGGAGGCCGUGAGGAAGCUGGUGGGCAGCGGCGGGGUGAAUGUGGUCGUGGACACCGUGGGAGGAGACAUCUUCCUGGAGGCUCUGCACAGCUUGGCGUGGGAGGGCCGGAUUGUGGUGGUGGGUUUUGCUGGAGGAACCAUUGCUUCCGUGCCGACCAAUCUCCUGCUCGUGAAGAAUAUCUCUGCCAUAGGGCUGUACCGCAGCCGAUACAGAGACCAGAACUUUCCCGCCUUCUCCAAGAGCCUGUCCUCCGCUCUUCAGUACUGCCAGGAAAGGCGCAUCCAGCCGCACGUCGGAGCGAUAUUUAAGCUGGAGGAGGUCAAUGAUGCCUUCCUUCAUGUGACACAGCGCAAAUCCACGGGCAAGGUGCUUAUCUCCCUCAAGUGAAUCCUCACCAUAGCAGCAAGCUCAGCAUGUCCAAACCAAAACUCAUCAUCUCCCCAAAAACCUGAUUUCUCACCUACGUUGCUAACAGUGUUAUCACCUUCCCUAUUACUUCGGGUUCAAAA